CCGAAGAGGUUCUACAGCUCCACAACAAGUACCGGGAGAUGCAUGGUUCUUCCCCGCUUUCCCUUGACAAGGAGAUGUGCAAAUACAGCCAGGCAUGGGCAGAGCAACUGGCGCAAUGGAAUCAACUGAAGCACCGACAAGGCGCAGGUCGAGAUGAAGGAAAACAAUACGGGGAAAAUAUAUUCAUGUAUGGGGCAUCCGGAGGAGCUCAUAUCGAGCCCAAAGAUGUUGUUGAAUGUUGGUACAACGAAAUCAAGAAUUACAAUUUCAACUCUGGGGGCUGGUCAGGCAAUACUGGUCACUUCACGCAGGUAGUGUGGACAACAAGUAGUCGAUUGGGGGUGGGG
Messenger RNA from Darwinula stevensoni, 347 nucleotides. Lineage: Eukaryota; Metazoa; Arthropoda; Ostracoda; Podocopida; Darwinulidae. The record is from the annotation of a GenBank genome assembly.